Molecule: messenger RNA, 1628 nt
Organism: Ornithorhynchus anatinus (platypus)
Lineage: Eukaryota; Metazoa; Chordata; Mammalia; Monotremata; Ornithorhynchidae
Gene: CAGE1
Product: cancer antigen 1
Exons: 8
Coding region: 129-1628 (499 amino acids)
Source: RefSeq, a predicted model, not a curated record
CCCUCCGGUUGGCCGGGCGAAGUUCAACCUGAGUCCAACCGGCGUCUUCUCAACGGCAAGGAGCUGCCGCCUCAAGCGAGCUCGCCGGUUUUAAAAAGAAGAUCCUAUCUUGAAGAAAAUUAGAAAUCAUGUCAGAAGCAGAUGACCUGCAUUCCAGCUGUCUUUCUCCAGAUCUGACCCAUCCAAAUUCUCCUUUCUGUUUGGACAAGAGUACUUCAACCUCAGAUCUACCCCAGGUGGAAAUUGACCCAAAGGAGGAACAGAAAUCUGAGAAUACAUAUCCUCCUGAGAAGUUAGACAUUUGCCAACAGAAAAUCAGGGAAAGUGAUGUAGAUGGUCAAGAGAUUCUUUCAAGCACCAGUUCUUGGAGUUGUGUGGGAUUUCUAGAAACCUGCAAGACCCAAGGCACUGAACAGAACUUUGAAAGCCUGCAGUCUCUGGAUGGGGCUUUAGACCUAAACGAAGACCUAAAGAGGUUAUUUCAGGAGCAUAACGAGCAGCAAAUCAAAAUCACACACCUGCAGGAUGAACUGAGAACAAACAUUGAAAAUCUAAUCGAAGAGAAGUACAGGAUCAUCCUAGAAAAGAAUGAAGUGGAAAAUCUGGUGAAGAGGCUGCAAGAGGCUUUUUCUGACUCCCAAAAACUCCUGUGUAAAUCUAGGAGUGAAAAAGAUACUUUAAUGUUGGAGCUUGAAAAACUUAAUGCCAACUAUGGUCUCCUUCAGGAAAGGCACCAGGGGGAGAUAGAGGAAAAGCAAAAAUACCAAAGUCGUUUCUUAGAAGUCAGCAGCAUCCUGAGCCAGAAGGAGGAGCAAAUACUGGCUCUGCAGCAACUGAAGGGAGAAACGGAGAAGACUGCCUUUUCUGCUCUGGAGAGAGCGACGAAGGAAAAGGAGAGUGUGGAACAGAAGCUCCAGGCCGUGCAGGUGGAAUUUCAGAAGUACCAGGAAGAAAAGUUAGCAGAAAGGCAGGAGUUGAAAUCCAAUUUUAGCAAACUGAUUACUCACGUUAAAAUUUUGCAAGCUGGUUUUGAAAACGAAAGGGCUAUGAAUCAUAAGCUGCAACAGCAGCUAGCCAAAGGACAAAAUGGGCACUUAAGGCUUCGGCAACUUAGAGCGAGGAGUCGGGAGCAAAACUCUCCCUGGAGAGUGAGGGCAGCCCAGCGGGAACAACUGCUUAAUGAAGUCGCAGAGUCAGGUGUGGCACAGGACCCCAGCAGACCUUACACAGAACAUUGCAAGGAAGGUGAGAAAGCAAGUCUGCUGAUGGAAAAAAUGAAGUGCUUACACCUUAAAAGGAGAAGCUUGGAAGAGGAGGUAAUGAAACACAGGACCAGCAUCUCUGCCUUUAGAGAGUUGUUAUCUAUUGAGAAAGAUCCUCGAAAACAAGAUAUCAAGGACACAAAAACUGACCAAGAGAAAUCUAAAAUAAGCACAGAUGUAUCAGAUUUACUGGGAGACAGGCCAAAUCAGUACCACAAGCAAAAUGAUGAUCUCCACUCCCUGAAUUCUUUUUUCAAGUUCAUGAUUCACCCCCAUGAAGCUUGUGUGGAAGCAGUAGAUUUGACAGUGGUUCCUGGCAGAGCUGAAGAUUUGGAACUAGAAGUUGCCAUCUUCAAGGAGUUUUGA